Nylanderia fulva is the source of this 11267-nucleotide messenger RNA. RefSeq names its product protein turtle. Gene Ontology annotation, molecular function: cell-cell adhesion mediator activity. Lineage: Eukaryota; Metazoa; Arthropoda; Insecta; Hymenoptera; Formicidae. Gene Ontology annotation, cellular component: plasma membrane; axon. Gene Ontology annotation, biological process: axon guidance; dendrite self-avoidance; homophilic cell-cell adhesion. The record is from RefSeq and is a predicted model, not a curated record.
GCAGCAUCGCCAGGCAAGCGGCACCUCGGUGUACUCCCUCGCGGCGCGUUACGCGUUCUUCAGGCUACCGCGAUCGGCAGCGACGAGCGAGCUAGUGAAAUUCGCGCGCGUCCACCUCGUCGCGUCGCGUUGCCGUCUCGAGCGCUUCGCGAACGCGCCUUGUUCCACUUUUCGCGCUCUCUCUCUCUCUCUCUCUCUCUCUCUCUCUCUCUCUCUCUGAUAUACUCCGGCGGCCGCCGACGAGGACCCGGUUCUCGGUGAGAUCGGAGCGAAACCGCCCGUGACAGGAGGAACCUUGAUUCGCGGUCGCGGAACGUCUCUCCCGGUUCUUACGUGCGAGUGUAUCGGUGUUUGAACAGCAGUGACGCGAGUGACAAGCGGAUGGUAUCCGCGACAAUCGCCGAUGCGAAGACCCAAGUCGCAUUCUCGGAGAGUGAAACACGCGUCUCGGCCGACUCGCCCGCGCCGCGAAGCCAUCGAUCGCGAAGGUCGAGGCUGAAGGUCGCGCGAGGAGUCUUCGCCACCUCCGGAAACUCAGUGAUCUGACGUUUAGUUAUCCCGACGACGUCGAGGACGACGACGACGCCGCGCUUUUCACCCUGCGAAGCGACGAGAUGCCGAGAGUCGGCUCGCGUCAACGCGCUCUGCCGGUGUAACAACGUGUCCCCGGCGUGAAUCGAUGACGGAGGUGGUGACCAAGAGAUCGUGAUAUAAUCGCGAAACGGGCGCUCGUCGAUGCACGAUGUCGCGGCGCGAGCAGACACGUGACUGAGAGGGAUCCUGGCUGCGGUGAGGGUCCUAACCCGGGGUCCUAACCGGGAGAAUCAGACAUCGGAGUGAAGAUAGGCGGGAGUGACCGUCGCGGGAGGAUCGAGCUGGCUGGGUUUCGUUGCGACGCUAUACUAGGAAUAACAAUGUCCUAGCGAAGGCAGGACCUCGUCUCUAGGCCGAUCCCCCUUAUCCUGAUCCACUUCUCUUCUCCAAAAGAACCUACACACACGCAACAUACUACACCCCGUCGGUCCCGAUCACCAACGUACACCCAUCUACACCGUUCGCGUUGAUACAGAUUUCGCCGCACACACGCGAUCGGCCGCGCGCGCAUACGUACAUACACGCGUACAGAGAUACAUUCGUGUACCAGGGCGAAGAGGAUAAAAGAAAAGAGAGAGACGUAGACACGGAUACGAGUAUACACAGGUACACACAUACGCGCGCGCGCGCGCGCACGCGUUUGCUUUCGACGCCCCUGUUCCUUCUCUCUGCCUCUCGUUCUUUAUCGUCGAUCCCGCGCGACGAGACCCAUCAUCGCGCACCCGCAACCCUGAACACGCAGGACGACGCAGCAAACACGCGCGGACAAACACCAGAAACGACACGUAUAUAGGGAUACACGGUGUGCGCGCGAGUCUCCCGAAACCAGCCAAGUCCAAAGUCCUUAAUCCCGUGGGGUGAUUCUGGCCCCGCCCGUACGCGAAGGAACCACACCCCAGCGAGAGAGAGAAAGAGAGAGAGAGAGAGAGAGAGAGAGUGAGUGAAAGCGGUGGAGGAGAAUUCAGGGUCCGGAUUUAGCAGGCUCCCCGGUGAUGAGAGCGACACGUUGCGGGAGUUGAAGCGGCUGCCGAGAAGCGGCGAGGAAGUGGCGAGGUUCGUGAAAAUCGGCACCGGAGGCGUACGAUCCGGGCAGCGGUAGUGGUGGCGGAGCGGCAGGGGUACUAUGGGAGCGGGGGUAUGGGGGGCGGAGGAGGGCUACAAGCCACGGACCUCCGGCGAAGGCUCGAGUUCCAGUGUACCGGAGGAACUUGUUCGCAGGGUCUUCGGUCCCUAAGACACGACAGCUACCAUGCCACCGAGGAGAACGCAGCGUGUGACGACCACGAGGACAGGAGGACUGACCACGAGGCGAUCCUCGCUUCCGGUCAGCCCACCUGCACAGGCUGUCGACCGUAUAGACGCCAGGAGAACGAAGAGGUUGAGAAGAAGGAGAUUCUGAAGCGACGCAUGCCCGAAUCGAAUGGGAUCGGUGCGGUGUCCUGGAAGCUGCGGCUUUGUCUGGGCUUUUUCGAACACGCGAGAAAUAACACGGAAGAGGACGACGAAGGAAAGAGGCAUCGGUUACGGUGGUGUCGCAGGGACUUUCGACGAAUCGUGGAAGUGGCGACGAGAGCUCUGCUACUUGGUAUCGCGCUCCUCGUCACGCCAGGACUCUGUCAACAGGACGCGGUGCACAUCACGGCUAUCCUCGGGGAGAGCGUUGUCUUCAACUGUCACGUAGAGUUCCCCGGUGAGCACCCAGUGCCCUACGUUCUCCAAUGGGAGAAGAAGGUAGGCGACACGGAGACACCGAUAUACAUAUGGUACGAGUCGUAUCCAACCCACAGUGGCGAGGGAUACGAAGGUCGUGUCUCGAGGGUGAGCGAGAAUUCGCCGUACGGCCAGGCCAGCCUCAAUCUGACGAACAUCCGCGAGAGCGAUCAAGGAUGGUACAAGUGCAAGGUCGUCUUCCUCAACAGGUCACCCAACAGUCACAAGAACGGUACCUGGUUUCAUCUAGACGUCCACGCGCCACCCAGAUUCAGCAUAACGCCGGAUGAUAUGAUAUACGUGAAUCUGGGCGAUGCGAUAAUACUCAACUGCCAGGCUGAGGGUACUCCAACGCCAGAGAUCCUUUGGUACAAGGACGCGAAUCCCGUCGAGCCCAAUGGUCGAGACGUUGGGAUAUUCAACGACGGCACCGAGCUCAGGCUCUCGACGAUCAAGACCGAGGACAUUGGCGAUUACACCUGCAUCGCCAGGAACGGGGAGGGCCAGAUCAGCCACACCGCGCGCGUCAUUAUCGCGGGUGGAGCCGUCAUUACGUUGCCGCCGACAAAUCAAACGAAGCUAGAAGGCGAGAAGGUGCAGUUCUCCUGCGAGGCGAAGGCUCUCCCGGGUAACGUGACGGUGCGCUGGUUUCGCGAAGGCGCCCCCGUUACGGAAGUCUCGGCCCUGGACACCCGAGUGUCUAUCAAGAUAGACGGCAGUCUGGUCAUCAACCCCGUCAGUGCCGAUGACUCCGGUCAAUACUUAUGCGAGGUCACCAACGGCAUCGGCGAUCCUCAAACUGCUAGCGCCUACUUGAACGUCGAGUACCCGGCGAAGGUGACAUUCACCCCCACCGUUCAGUACCUGCCGUUCCGUCUGGCCGGUGUGGUCCAGUGUUACAUAAAAGCCAACCCGCCCUUGCAAUACGUGACCUGGACCAAGGACAAGCGCCUACUUGAGCCUUAUCAGACGAAGGACAUCGUUAUCAUGAACAAUGGCUCCCUGCUCUUUACACGGGUCAAUGAGAAUCACCAAGGCAGAUAUACCUGCACGCCUUACAACGCCCAUGGCACGCAGGGCAGUUCGGGUCCGAUGGAGGUCCUUGUACGAAAUCCGCCUGUCUUCACCCUUGAGCCGGACUCGAUGUACACGAAGAAGGUCGGCGAGACGGUCGAGAUGCACUGCGACGCUCAAGAGGCCGAGGGAACGCAGAAACCGUCGAUACAAUGGCAACGGAAGGACGGCGGACCCAUCCAACGCACCCGCACGAAAAUCGUCGGCGGCAAUAUAACCAUAGAGAGCCUACGACGCGCGGACUUCGGGUUUUAUCAGUGCACCGCCUCCAACGAAGUCGCUACUAUCUCGGCCUCGACGCAGCUGAUAGUCGAAGGCACGCAACCCCAUGCACCUUACAACGUGUCAGCCACUGCCACGCAAUUUUCGGUAGCGCUAACUUGGUUACCAGGCUAUUCCGGUGGUCCUGAUUACAAGCAAGAUUAUACAAUCUGGUACAGAGAAACAGGAAUUUCGGACUGGAAGACAAUCCCCGUGACUCCAUCGGGCAGCACGACGGUGACGAUCAACAAUCUCACGCCAAGUACACUCUACGAGUUCCAGGUAAUCGGGAAGAACGCUCUGGGCGAGGGAAUGAUGAGCAAAGUCAUCACAAUCAGGACACUCGGCGUUGCUCUGACACAAUCGGCCACCCCUUCCGCGCCUGAUCAACCCGCCUCACCGGAAAGUGACAUCCUUGAUUAUAAUACACUCGUAUUACCGACCGAUUCCACAGGAAAUCCCAUGCUUCCAAUAAUCGUUCGACCGAAAGGACCAAAGCCAGGUAUUCCCCGGAACCUCACGGUGACGGAAAUCAGCAACGGUUUCCUGAUAACCUGGCAAACUCCUCUAGAAAAGAGCCAUCUUAUCCAAUAUUAUACUAUCAAGUACAAGACGGACGGACCUUGGAAAACGCUCAACAAGGGCCAAAUACGACCCGAGGAUACCAGUUAUUUAGUGAAGAACCUGGUCGGUGGUAGGACCUACUAUUUCCAAGUGUUGGCCAAUUCGGCUACGAAUUACGGUGCGAGCGAACAGGUGAAGUUUCCCGUGCCGGCUCGAGUGAAGCACAAAGCGAUCACCGCGGGCGUCGUAGGCGGCAUCCUCUUCUUCCUCGUCGCCAUCAUCCUCAGCAUAUGCGCGGUGAAGAUAUGCAAUAAACGGAAGAGACGAAAACAGGAGAAAGAACUGCUUUCAGCGUAUAAUAUGGUGGCCUGCCGGGUCACCGACGCCAGGAACGGCGCAGGGCAGGGGCCCCAGGGAACAGUGCCUUUGAAAAAACCUAGAAAAAGCCGAGUACCAGGUUUAAGCCUCCUGAAGGAGAUCCUGAGUCCGGAUACCCCGGACUCGUGCCGCUGUCGUCCGCUGGGCAAGAUCUCGCGGGCGGCCGACGGUCGCUUCGUCGUCGCGGACUCGGUUCUCAGCUCGGCCAACAACAGCAUCCUGGACGUCUCGAGCAGCGACGACGGCGGGUUCCUGCCGAAGCAGCGGAUCAAGUCCUCGUGGCGACGCCCGCUGGUCGGCAUCAGCCAGCUCAGCCUGAGAUCCGAUGGUAGCGGAGUAUCGAUAGGUCCUCUGCCGUCGGCCUAUCAUCACCAUCAUCACGGCGCGAUCAACUCCCUGGCGAUCCCGGCCGUGAACGUCUGCGCGAUCGCGUCGCCCAGGUUCCUCGCCAGUUCGCCGAGCGGGACCCAGGUGCCCUGGAGCCCGCUGUAUUUCAGCGAUCUCAGCUCGGUCAAGCAACCAUCCUCCGGCGAACGUUCCUUCCCGACGCCACCCGGCUACCUGCAGCUCCGUAGCGUGCACCAGCGAUACAGCCAGGAGUUACCGUCGCUCAAGGCGAUCCACGCCGAGUCCAGGCGAUUCGUGCCGGUUCAGCCGCUGGCGACGUCAUCGCCGCCGCAGCCAGCCGGACGACCCAGAGCGAGGCUGCCGCCGAGACACGCCAGGCACGCCCGAUCGGCGCCGGAGCUCGCGGCCUCGCCCGAUCUGGAGACCUCACCCGAGAGUAGAUCGAGCAGUUCGGGUUUCGGUAGUAAGAACACCUCGCAGCAGAACCAGAGCUCGAGGAGCGGUAGCACGGUCGCCGAGUGGCGACCGCCACCCUACAGGCCACCCCCACCGCCUCUGGUGGGUCGCUGGCUCGAGCUUCAGGACCAGGCCAAGGUGGGGCAUACGCACAUACAGAACGCCGUGGACGCCGGCAGCGUCGACGGCCAUUACGAGUUCGAUCCGGUGUCGUGCACCCCGACGCCUACAUCGGCCUCGACGCCCACGCGGGAAGAGAGACCGCCGAUGCAUCAGAUCCACGCCAUUCACGUUCCCCACAUCCAUCAGGUGCACACGGUACAUCAUCAAGCGCCGAGGUACAGCAGGGAAAACAUAGAGGCCAGAGUACAAGCGAUGAAGGAGGAGUUCCAUCAGUUUCGCCAGCGACAGGCGAGAAGAAAGCAGAGCGCGCACUUGGAAAGCGCGUGUUGAGACAGUCGAAAGACCAGAUUUUUCAUCAUCGAUCGAUCGAUGGUUUUAGCGAAUAGAGUUCGAUACACGAUGUGUGGAGAGACAACGCUUCAUUCAAGCCGGAACGGUACGGUAGAUACGAUGGUGAGCAGUGGUCAUUAUACGGAGGAAAAAAUUAACAAUUUAAGACGUGACGAUGAGUUUACACUUUAAGAGCUGGCUCGGAGAAAGCUAGAUUCAAAUCGCGAUUACAAAGGUUUUGAUACUGGCUUUUAUCUAUCAUAGAGAAUCGCGUUUCAACACGACGAUGACGAUGACGACGACAUGAUCAUCACCGAAGACCAAUCACCGCAGCACAACGAGGAUCAUCAUCACACGUGAUUCCGCAUGAGAGGAGUUAAGUCAAUUCUAGUAGCUGGACAUCCAUCUACGAAAGAAGGCUGUUAUAAGCAUCAGCUCAGGAUACAUAAGUUUCGCACGACCACGGGAGACAGGAGCGACGUAGUAAAAGAAAAAAAAACCGUACGUUAUAAGACGUUAAUAAUCCCUUCGGAGUCUCGUCCGAAUUAAGAGGACCGUCGAGUAUAUUCUUCGGGGAAAAUAAUCUCGAUAUCAUUUACCCAGCGACGCUCUACGACCUCGGUCGCGCUGGGACAAUAAUAUAUAGAAACGAAGUGCGUAAACGAAAACGUUCGCGAAUCCGAUUAUUAUAUUGGUCAUAUCCCGCGUACACCAACCGCGCCUACGUCCGGUUUAGAGGACCGUGAUUUUUAACGUUAUUAUAUAAUAUUGUAGAGGAACACAUACUGACAAGUUUACACAAGGACGAAAAUAAAGGGAGGACAUUUCUUUUUUUUUUUUUUUCAUUUUUUUUUCUAUUCAGUGGAACUGUCUUAGAGCUAGGAAAAGUGCGCAGAGAGAAGAUGACAACACUCCCGGCUGGCUCAAAGGGAUGCUAAUAUAAAUAAACGAGACGUCGUCCGCAUCGCAAUCGGGACGAGAGGGAGAAGAAAGAAACGGAAGGGAAGGAAAAAAAAGAAAGCGAGAAAGGAAUAGUUACAUGCGUUUCGGCAUGAUACUCCAAAGAAACUGUACCACUGUACAUGCUCCGUAUACCUUUUAAACGAAAUGUAAGGUUAAAUUUAAUCGUACACUGUAAGUAAUAAUUAAAGAAAAAAAAACGAAAGAGAAAAACAAAAAAGUAAGAUAAUCGAAGAAUUACACAACACAUACACACACACACACACAGAGAGACAGAUACACACAUACAAAAUAAAUAAUUAUAUCGAUGAGCAAUGGACUCGAAACGUGAUAUUAGGCCGAAGCUUGCCUCGAGAUUGCUUAAGGACUCACUCGUACUGCACUGCCUGUUUAGGGUUUCGCUAGCGACCCAACAUAUUAUCGGCACAAUAAUUUUUCUUAAGCAACGUAAAACGAGAAUAAGAAUAACGUUCUAUGAAUCUACGCGCGUUCGGCCGGUAUAGCGCGACAAUUGCACGCGCACGCUCGUCAUCCGGAGAUCUACCGGUCGUCCUUUUCGAAAUUAUGUAGAUUAGCGAUGACGCGAGCACGUUGAACGGACGACGGACUCUCGAUCGGAUUCGAAAGAAAAAAAAAUAAUAAUAAUAAGGAAAAUCAUACACGAAGGAGAAGAGGAGUCUUUUUUUCUCUCAACGAACUGCCAAUAAAGAAGAUCCGAUCGCGCGCUCGGAUUGAUCUCGUGCGAAAGGAGCGUCGACGUUGAAUAAAUAAGUAAAACUAAAAAUAUAUUUAAGCGAGGAGAAGAGGACGACCGAUAGAGAGAGAGACACGCGACCGUCAUCAACCGGAAGAGGCGUGCGCGUGCACACACACGCGCCGAUCACGCCGGAAUUCGUGUGUGUGUGUAUUAGGGAGGAAAGGGAGUUAUAUAAAAACACACAAAAAUCGACACACUCAUUCACACGCGACAGCGUGUAUAUAAAUAUACACAAUUAUACGCUGCAGAGACACACACACACAGACAUACGAACACAGAGGACACACACAAUAUGAGAGAAGCGUUCUUCGAGACCCACCUAAUUCUCACCAAACGCAUCAGAUCAUCUCGAGUCUCGUGAGAUCGGGGGCCGGCGAUCGCCGAUCGAGGGGGUUUUCGGGGCGAAUCUACGGGCUAAUUCAGUGUCGAGCUGCGCGACCUAACGCGAGAACGUGUCCCACGUGUUUCGCGGACACGUCCACGAUUAAGGAGAGACCGGCGGCGCACUCGCGUUCCUCUUACCCUUUUUUUCUAAACUCUCUCUCUCUCUCUAUAUAUAUAUAUAUAUAAAUAUUAUAUAUAUUAUACAUACGGGCGACCGUGAAGACACCCCACGUGGAAUCGCGAUCGGCCCGGCCCGCGACCCCAGGCAUUUUACUUUCUUUAUAGUACAAACACUUAUUUAUAUAUACGUACGCAUAUUAUACAUAUUUAUUAUAAAUAUUAGCAAGGGCCCUACACUCUCACGAUUCAACUAUACUUCGACGAACCGUAAUGGCGAGAGGAGAAUGAAGAAGAAGAAGAAGAAGAAGAAGAAGAAGAAGAAGAACGAUGAUGAUGAUGAUAAUGAGUAAGGAGUGGCGGUGAAACGUCACUUCCGUCGAGACGGAACGCUCUGUACAAUUUCGUUAAAAUACGCAUAUAUGCAUGCGUGCGUGCGUGCGAGAGAAGAUGAAUGUUGCGGAAUGAUGAGGCUGAAUGAACGGAGUGCGAACGCGCGACAGUGUAUGGGUUAGAACGCGAGAGCAAAUGCGGUUGUUGAAACACAAGACGAAGCAUAAUGUAACACACACGAUCACGCAGAGAUAUAAAGCAAAAGAAUAAAAAUAAUAAAAAAGAAUACGAUAAAAAAGUUACGGAGGUGACGCGAAAGAGUACCAAUAUUCUAAAGUAAUUCUAAUGGUUGAAUUAAUAAUUUGAUAAUUAAUUGAUAUUGUAAAUCGUAAACGAUGUAGCGUGUAGCGUAUUAAUCAACGAGAUCGACGAGAACGCGGCGAGUAUUUAUUAAUUAUUAUAUCCGCGCGGAGGAAUAAUUAUGAUAAAAACGGGGGAGGUGGUACACCUUGUGAAGAAUUCGCGCUGAAGGGAUUCCAUCAUCGUGAAAGAUCGUUGACAUAUACGUUAUUAUUAGCGAUAUACAUAAACGUAUCGGGCGCGUGAGAAGAUGCAUGUAAUGCUGAAAGGUGUCAAGGGAAUAGAAAUAAAUUUUUCUCGGAUCAAUCGCGGGGACAAAUCUCGCGUGGACGCUGAGAUGAAACGCUUUCGGCAAAGUGGUGAUAAAAUAAAACGCUUUGUAAUCGUACACGAAAGAUAUACACACCCUCUCCCUUCGACGAAUGAAUGGAUGCAAACAAGAGGAAGAAUCGCGUACGUGAGAGAAGGUGAUCCAACCGAUAUAUAGAUGUAUAAGUAACGUGUAGAUAUAUAUCAUAGUUAGAUACAACGAUCUCAAAAAAGGUCACGCUGUAUGAACGAUCGCGAUAAAUGUGCGAAUGAAUGAAAGGCGCGUAAAACGAAGAGAGAAAAUGAAAGUGAGAGAGAGAGAGAAAAGUAAAUGAAAGAAGAGCGUAAGAAAGCGAGAGACAGAGAUGGAGAGAAUUUUGAACGAUCUUCCGCGUUAUCCUCGAGCCUACGUAGCGCGAAAAAAAAUGGCUCAUACGACAAGAUGAAUAUGUUCGAAACAUGUCCGAUGACGGAAAAGUGAGUCUAGGGAAACUGUGAAAGUAUAUCGUGGUUCUGUUGCGCGAGAGAAAGAUUAGGAAGAAAGAACAGGAUUAUAGAAUGAAAUGACAGUUUUUCGCUUGACGGCGUGUUUAUGGAUAAUAUGGUUGAAUCGUGAAUCCGUUCGUGUAAAAAGAAAAGAAACUUCAUCAUCACCCCCGUCACGUUAUACUUUUGUUAUUCGUUCGCGAAUUCCUUUUUCAUGACCCGUGUGGAUUGAUUUGUUUGUCGUUGUCAUCGCGCGUUUUGCGUUUGCGUAUCCUCGCCAGCAUCGCAAUUUAAUCUCGCGCGAGUUUGUGAGCGAAACGUCGUGAUUCGUGGAUUAAUUCAUUCGAGUGUUUCGUUCGUUAUUGUACCUGAAAGCCAAUCGCGGCAUGACGCAUUGUUUGUAAUUCGCGAGCGAAAUUCCGCGGCCUCCUCGAAGCAGAGACGUUCGCCGAGAGAUUUUGACAUUUCGCGAUUCAUGGCAGCUUCUCGACACGUUCAACAGUCGAAACUUGCGCUUAUAUUUCGCUUAUUAAUCGGUUCGUGUUAGAAAAAUUCUAAUUGUAGAUAGUUAUAAAUAUGUAUUCCGCAUAAAAUGCAAUCGCGCAACUAUUGUGACUAUUCGCAAAAAGCGAACGCUUGACAGAUACGACGAUGACAGAUUGCAAAUGAAGCAUUAGAUAAGUAUGUAAAAAUUCAUAGUUAGUAAAUCUCUCUCCGCGAUCUCUCAUAUUUAAAUCACGAUUAUUGUAAAAACCUUGAAAAUACUUUAGUACAUCCGCAAUAAUAAAUAUUCAGCGUCUUUAGUGACAGAGAUUUAAAUUGCAAAAAGCGACGAUACUGCUUCGAGGUAGUACAGUGCGCGCGUAAGAGAUGAAUAUUUGAUUCGAAUAGCACGUGUAAGAGAUGCUAAUUUGACGUGAAAUAUGCCAGUGUCGUACAUUACCGCGAUACUAUAUCGGUCGAAUAAAAUCACGUCCCUCGGUCGAACGCGAAACGCACGUUCAUGUCAAAUCCAACCAAAUGGCUCUCGGGUACUGCGUUUCUCGCUUGGAUCUGCGAUUAUCUGACUCGCUUCGAAUCUCUUGAGUUUGACAAUCUUACGAGAUGAUAUUUUCUGGCAAUAUAAUAUUUUAGAAUUUUUAUUUCAUUUUUUUUUAUCUUAAGUCUGUACGCUCUCUCGCAAAAUUUCAAGAUUGUCGCAGUUCCAAGCACGGCAUUACGUCAUCGUACAUUGGCAAUAUUGCUAAUAAUAUUUGUUACGAACUGAAGGAAAAAGAUAGAGAGAGAGCAAAGAAUUUUUUUAUAUUCUUCUAGAUUAUAUAUCUAUUAUAUAUAUAUAUUUUUUUUUGUUUCUUGUUGAGUCGUUUCAGAAUAUACUUCCACACUUAUAAUCGUUAGCCUUCUCACGCCCUACAUCGAAUUGCUUCUAUACACACAUGUAACGUUCUUCUGUACUGUCUAUCCUCACUUCCGCUUAUUCUCGACUAUAUCCGCCGUCAAAAAAAAACUUGUACACGGUGCGUUAAAUCGUUUCGUUGUCACUUUUGUAAAUGCUCGUUGUUCACCUCCAUACCCAGUUUAAUUGAAUGAUCUAUGCUUUCUCGCGAACCCCCCCACGAGAACUCCAAGACGUACUAACUUAGGACAAAUUGUAGACAAUUUAUUAUUAAAUAAAAUGAAAAAUAAAUCGACAUUUGAAACGAAAUAAGCAACGUUUCCAGCA